Messenger RNA from Rhopilema esculentum, 4364 nucleotides. Its product is annotated as anoctamin-4. Gene Ontology annotation, molecular function: protein dimerization activity; chloride channel activity. Gene Ontology annotation, biological process: chloride transmembrane transport. The record is from RefSeq and is a predicted model, not a curated record. Lineage: Eukaryota; Metazoa; Cnidaria; Scyphozoa; Rhizostomeae; Rhizostomatidae. Gene Ontology annotation, cellular component: plasma membrane.
GUGCAGUCGUGACAGUGGGCGAAAAUUCAUCUGAUUGCCAACCAGUGUGAAUAGGUUGCUACGACCGAAAGGACCACUCCUUGUUGUGCAUACCAAGGUUUAGAAAGACAACGAGGGAUGGCUGAGCAGCUUGGUCUUAUCAACGGAAUGGAGCUGCAACAUACUGAUGAUGCUACGAAAACACUCUUUUUUGACGAUGGAAUUCGCAGGAUCGAUUAUGUGUUGGCCUACGAUGACGAGGAGGAUGAAGAGGAACUGCAGAAGAACAGUGAAAUGAGAAAAGUGUUCCUUGAAAAUCUAGUACAUCAAGGAUUGCAGGUCGAAGAGGCCCUAAGCACAAAGGACAGCCCAAGAGAUGACUAUGGAUCUACGUCUCCCACACCCUCUGGUGAAAAGACUGAUGAAACAGCAACACAGAUCAUUGAAUCCAGCACAAAGAAAAAGGAAAAGUUGACCCAUUUCAUCAAAAUUCAUGCCCCGUUUGACGAGCUUCUUGACAUUGCGGAGGAUAUGAAGAUGAAAAUGCCAAUCCAAGAAAAUGAUGUCGUAAUCACGUCUUGGGUACAGAAGAAUUUACCAUGGCUCGACAGGGCGAUUAAAAAGAACGACCCUUUUGUUGUAAGAGACAGUUACGUAAAGGAAGAGCCAAACUUUUUUGUAGCCACCUUCGACAAGUUCCGGUUGAAGGAUUUUAUCGGCUCAUCAAACCAAGACGAGUUUUUUUCACCUGCAGAAAGAAGCAGACUUGUAUACUACAUAUGCGAGAAAACACGUUACGGAGAUGGAAGGCUUCAAAUUGGGAUUGAUCACAUGGUCCACGAGGGAAUCUUCUUGGCGCAGUAUACACUUCAUGAUGGCAGAGUGCACGAAGAGGAAGGGCAGCAACCUGAAAACGACCGGCAGCGUUUGCACCAUGACUGGGCCAGCUUCAAGCGCAUUUUCAAGUACCAGCCGAUACCAGCUAUCAAAGAAUAUUUUGGCGAGAAAGUUGCUUUGUAUUUCGCAUGGCUUGGGUUUUACACUACGAUGCUUUUGCCUGCCUCUAUUGUUGGUUUUAUAUGCUUUCUGUACGGUAUUGGAAGCUCGUUCAACUAUGUUCCCGUCAAGGAAAUUUGCAAGCCGUCCAACGAGAGUCUGUUCUACAUGUGCCCACUCUGCGACAAGCUCUGCUCCUACUAUCUGUUGAGCACCACUACAUGUUUAUAUGCCAAGGUUACACAUUGGUUUGACAACCAGGCUACCCUUUUCUUUGCAUUGUUCAUGUCAUUCUGGGCUGUGUUUUUCUUGGAAUUCUGGAAGAGGCGACAGGUUUCUCUGGCCUAUGAAUGGCAUACGAUGGAUUUUGAAGAAGAGGAAGAGCGCCCUCGACCACAAUACGUUGCAAGGGUGACAACGCUGAAAGAAGAUCCAGUGACUGGAAAUAUGGAGCCAGUGAUGCCUCCGUCACAGAAAGUACCAAGGCUGGUUGGUGCAGGGGGCAUUGUUGUUUUCUUCAUUAUCCUCGUCAUUGCUGGUGUAACAAGUGUGAUUGUCUAUCGUGCCGCCAUUUACGCCAUCUUGCUCUCAACUAGUUCAACUGAGAUCAGAACUAGGGCCAAAAUAGUUGUUGCAGGUACCGCGGCAUGCAUCAACUUGCUGGUGAUCAACAUUUUGAAAUUCGUGUACCAACGGGUUGCUGUUAUGCUUACUGACUGGGAGAAUCCUAGAACACAGACUGACUACGAAGACAGCUUCACCGUCAAAAUGUUCUGGUUCCAGUUUGUCAACACAUACGCAUCGGUUUUCUACGUCGCUUUCUUCAAGAACGAGUAUUUUAUUGGCUCUCCUGGCAAGUACAAGCGAUUUGGCGGGGCAACUGCUUUCCGAUUUGAAGGGUGCUCAGCACAGGGUUGCUUCUUGGAGUUGUGUGUCCAGUUGAUAAUCAUCAUGGUCGGUCAGCAGUUCAUUGGAAACGUCACAGAAAUCGGAAUCCCUUGGUUGAUGAAGAUGCUGAAAAGAAGAGAGGCCAGCAAAUACACAGCUUCUCGACCCCAGUGGGAGAUGGACUACGACUUGCAGUCCCAAGACGAAUUGUCACUUUUCUGGCAGUAUCUUGAAAUUGUUCUGCAAUACGGCUUCGUCACAAUGUUUGUUGCCGCAUUCCCAUUGGCUCCGUUCUUUGCCUGGUUGAACAAUAUCGUCGAAAUUCGAUUGGAUGCCGUCAAUUUCAUAAAGAAUUUCCGCAGACCAGUCGCCCAGAGGGCUGAAGACAUCGGAGCUUGGUUCUACGUCCUGAGUACACUGACAGAGAUGUCAGUGUUGGUCAAUGCAUUCGUGCUUGCAUUUACAUCAGAGCUUAUCCCAAAACUGGUCUACACGUACAAGUACAACAUCGAAGGCACAUUACAUGGUUACGUUGAUUUCAGUAUGUCCUAUUUCAAUGUUGCUGACUUUACGAACUCAUCGAGACCUGACAACCCAACCGCCAAUGUUAACUACACCAUGCCUUUUUGCAGGUAUCCUGGAUUCCACGAUGGUUCAAGCCCGUAUAGCUACAGCAAGGUAUAUUGGAUCACACUGGCAGCUCGUCUCGCUUUCGUCUUUGUUUUCCAGUGGUUUAUCACAGUCGUCAGCAGAGUUAUUGCUUACAUCAUCCCCGACAUGCCAAAGAGCCUCGAUCUGAAAAUCAAGCGUGAACACUUCCUUGCCAAGGAGAAAGAGAUUUCCCACAGGGAAGCAACAGGCAAGAGAAAACCACGCACAAAAGACAAGCAGAAAGACGAUUCGAAGUGGAGCGAGGACCUCAGCAAGACCGAGACACAAAUGCUGUAAUCCCGGGACAACGUUUUUGUACGUUAAUCUUUAGUUAAUCUUAAGAAUCAGUCAAUGUAAUCGCUAUUGAUAAUUUUUGUAUUUAAUUGUUGCUGUAUUUUUUGUAGCAGAGAACUCGUCCGUAUUCACUAUGGCCUGGGUUUGCUUUAUGUUCUCUUCGAAAAAGUGCUGAAAUGAGGCCUAUCUUUCGCUUGCCCUCACUCUGUAUAUUGGCAAUCCACUAUCUUUCCUGGUACGAGCAGCACAUGUAUAUAUCACAUCUAUGCUACUGUGAUAUUAGCUUCACCCUCGUACAUCACAUUCCCUAUAAUUUCCUUUAAAGGCAUCUACCUCAAGUGCCCCUCCCCACAGUCGUACACCUACCCCAGUUUGUUAUGUCCUCUUUGUGGCUAAUCAAUCUCUUAUUGAUUGUUUAAUUUUGUGACGUCACUUCAAAACAAGAACUGUAUUUAUUUCAACUCAUCUCUUUUAUCGUAGGAAACGAUCGCCUCGCAGACUUUUAAUUCUAUUUUGAGUUUUCGCUGAAGAUUGCAUAUUCUUUAUGUCAUAUUUAAAGUCUUAAAACUUACAUUUUUGUCAUUUAUACAGGGUAUUUUGUGUAUAAUACGAUCAUUCCACUUUUCGCUGUAAAAGCAACUCUUCUAUGCACGUAAAUGGAGGUUUAGAGCUUAUUGUAUUAUUUUUCUACCGUUUUUUGUUAAUCUUGGGUUUAAGGUAUAUAAGAAAAUUGAAUAAUUAUUAAUUGCAAUUAAUUUGACGUUUUCGUGCUCGUAUACCAUGUUGUCCAUACGGUUUUUGUACCUCCCUCCCUCCUCCAAUUGAUUCCGAUAAACUACUUCCCCCUUUAACGAGCUGUUGCCAGGAAUCGCCUAAAAUUUUGCUGGAUCUUAUUUAUUUAUAAGAACACAUAUUUCCUCUACUAAUUUUAACAUAAGAUUUCCUAAAAUAAAACUUACGAGGAGUCCCCUUUCUAAGGUAUUUUAAGAACAAGCCUAACCCGCUCGAAUGAUGCACCAUAGACACCAACAUUCCACUAAAAGAGAUGCGAGGAGCAAACAGAAUUUCACAUAUUUGUUAGAAUCAACCUCGUACUACCCCUAUCUCUAUCCUUUCACCAUGCACAAUUUAGUUUUUAGCAAAACACGUAGGUUCCCAGCAUGCACAAUAAGCAAACUAUUUGUUGACACCUUGUAGGCCUUGUAAUAGAGAACAUGCGGCCGUGCUAGGGAGAGUUUGGGGGUGUGACACCAACCUAUCCCUCAAAGAGUCAUUAAUUGGUUUCUUACUCGAUUGAUUUGGCACUAUUGCUUAUCCGGUAAACUUUGUGAUUUGCAUUAUUCAUGAAAUCAUCCUGCCAAGCUGUGAUUGACACCGCCCCCAAAAUAUUUCCCUAGCGCCGCCCAGUCAAGACGUAGCGUUUACGCGAGUCACGUUUUCCUAUGUCGCAUUUUUUGUAGCACCGGAUAAAAACGCUGCUCAGUUGUUGGAACACAAUUUUUUAUGUUAAUCUAUCAAGCUUUAUUUUCUUACAAUUUACAGAAUUAUUAAAAGGA